GUCAGAGAAGCCCAACUGGGAUUACCAUGCAGAGAUACAAGCUUUUAGCCACCGGUUACAUGAAAAUUUUUCUUUGGAUCUUCUCAAGACCGCAUUUGUUAAUUCUUGUUAUAUUGAAAGUGAAGAGGCAAGACGCCGAGAACUUGGGCUAGACAAAGAAACGGUUGUGCUUAAUCUACAAGAUAAUAGUAAACUUGCUGAACAAGGGAUGUCUUUUUCACGUUCUUACCUGACGCAAUGCUUUGAAGGUGCCUACCCAGAUUUGCCUGCAGAGGGGAUAGGAGCACUUGUUGAUUUUCUUACCAGUCAGGAACUUGUUUCUUAUGUGGCUCAAAACCUGUCUGUGCAGGACCUGACGCUUUGCAAAGAGUUUCCUGUCCCACCAGAUGUGUUACAGAGGACGUUCUUUGCUGUAAUAGGAGCCUUGCUCGAUAGCAACGGGCCUGAGAAAACGGGGAUCUUUGUCAGAGAUUUUUUAAUUCCACAACUGAUUGGAAAAGACCUGUUUGAGAUCUGGGAAGUUGUAAAUCCUAUGGGCUUACUAGUGGAAGAACUGACCAAGAGGAAUAUCUCUUCUCCAGAACCAAGAAUUACCAGGCAGUUGGGAGUCAGCACGGUUCUGCCACUGUACUUUGUUGGGUUGUACUGCGAUAAGAAGAUUAUAGCUGAAGGUCCUGGUGAAACGCUGCUUGCUGCAGAGGAAGAAGCUGCCCGCGUGGCGCUGCGGAAGCUGUAUGGGUAUACAGAGAACAGGAGACCUUGGGAUUACUCAAAACCCAAACAAGGAUUGGCAGCUGAAAAAGCUAUCAGCAGUAACUAGAUGAUAAAAGACAUUUCUGGUUUCUCUUAAGAAUUAAUGGCUUCUGUGCUGAAUAUAGAUGUAUUUAGGAAAGCCAAAUUCAGUUCGGUUUUCUGAUCUUCAGUGCUUAAAACUUUCAAAUCAAAUAUACUAUUGAAAUA
Fulmarus glacialis (Northern fulmar) is the source of this 960-nucleotide messenger RNA. It is a transcript of the gene MRPL44, whose product is annotated as mitochondrial ribosomal protein L44. The record is from RefSeq and is a predicted model, not a curated record. Gene Ontology annotation, biological process: primary miRNA processing; regulation of gene expression; rRNA processing. The annotation marks the transcript as partial. Gene Ontology annotation, cellular component: nucleus. The transcript is spliced from 3 exons. Lineage: Eukaryota; Metazoa; Chordata; Aves; Procellariiformes; Procellariidae. Gene Ontology annotation, molecular function: ribonuclease III activity; double-stranded RNA binding.